AUGGUUAAUUCUUUAGGUGGAUAUAGUUCACUUGAAAGCACCCCUACCAUUUUAAUUAAUCAUUUCUACAGUCUCUAUUCACAAGGAAAUGGAAUUGAACAUGCAGAUUCAAUCAUCUCGAUUUGCAGAGUCAUUGCCAAACGCAGAAUUACCGAUACUCACUUGUUGGACAAGCUUUCACGAUGUUUCAAUACUCUUGCAAAAUUUGGUAAACAAGAGUAUAUCACCAAAUCAUUAGCACCAUUUGCAAAACAUUGUUUUUUCAGUUCCAGAUCAAAGACAUUCUUUAAGUUAUUGGAACAAUCAAUGGGAUUAGAACCAACAUUCAUUGGUAAAAUCGACGAAACCUUUACAGCAGAUUCAACCAGUAGUGAUAGAAUCAAGUCAGAGACGAACAAUAACGAUAAUAUCAAGUUAGAAUCGAAAAAUAAUGACAGUAUCAAGUUAGAAUCAAUUCCAGCAACAGAAUUAGAAUCAAUAAUAUCAGAGGCAUUUAAGAAAAGUCCAUCAUCAAAGAUAUCGGAUAUUUUUGAAACAUAUUAUCUGAUCAAAUCAAUACUCAACAAGAUUGGCAAUCAACAACAAACAGAAUCACUUUUGAAAACAAUCAAUCCAAUAUUUGAUUCAAUGGUUGAUGUAUCUCUCAAGGCAAAAGAAUGGAAGGGUGUACCAGCAACAAUGGAUUUCAUAAACAAUUCCAACGAGAUAAGUUCUGAUACGAAGCAUAUCUAUAUCGAUAAAAUUGUCGAUUCACUUUGUUCAGAGUAUUGCAAACAUAGAUACGAUAUUUUUGGUAACUUGGAAGAAAUCUAUCAAUACCAUCUCAAACAUAAGUCAUACUUUAAUCUUAAUCAUUUGAUGAAAAUGAUAGACCUCAUUAUUACACAGCUAUCCAAAAAUACCUACGGAGAUCAGAGACUCAAGACUCUAACUACAUUGAUAGAGAUUUCGCUUACGACCAACAAUGUGCAACUUCUUGACAAGAUAUGUGAACAAUCGACACCCGAUGAACUUCUCGCUCUUUGUGAAAGUCAGAACAAAAGACUCAAGGAACCAAGUUGCACAAUCGAAGAGAUCAGGUUGUUUGGUAAGGUGUGGUGUCGUGCAAUACUCUCUCGUUUCGAAAGUGCCACCAAUGUCAAGUAUCCAUCUUCGAAUGGCAUUAUGGGAUCAUAUUCAUAUCCAUUAGAACGAAGCUAUACUUGCAUCUUGCCGAAAUGCGAAUGUUUGACAGCAGCAUCUUUCCUUCUCUCUGAAGAUAAAGAAACAGAGUUUAAUUGUAGGCUGGAUUCGUUCUCUCAUAUCGAAAAUGCAUUUGUAAAGUUCAAUAACUUCCUUCGCUAUCAAAAGAAUGGACAUAGACGCUACAAAAUGGCAAUCACCAAAUUACAACCAGCCAUGGAAUAUUUGAAUGCAUACGUCCAAGAAUUCAUCGAUUCACUGACGAGAUGUAGAUCUGCCUUUCCACAAGAGGCCAUUGGCAAGCUCAGCAACGAUGAUUACAUCACAACCUAUUACAGAGCUCUCGACAAUCGAUUGAAUGAACUGACUGCAAAACAACCAAUCACACCUGUCAAUCUUCCUGCUAUUCCCCCUUUUCAACGACCACCACUAAACACAACAACAACUAAAGAAUGA
Heterostelium album PN500 is the source of this 1638-nucleotide messenger RNA. RefSeq lists its product as uncharacterized. The record is from RefSeq and is a predicted model, not a curated record. The transcript has a single exon. NCBI's taxonomy places the organism in Eukaryota, Evosea, Eumycetozoa, Acytosteliales, Acytosteliaceae. Bases 1 to 1638 code for a protein of 545 amino acids.